Phyllopteryx taeniolatus (common seadragon) is the source of this 2406-nucleotide messenger RNA. Its product is annotated as insulinoma-associated protein 2. Gene Ontology annotation, molecular function: DNA-binding transcription repressor activity, RNA polymerase II-specific; RNA polymerase II cis-regulatory region sequence-specific DNA binding. Gene Ontology annotation, biological process: regulation of cell cycle process; negative regulation of transcription by RNA polymerase II; neuron differentiation. Bases 10 to 1572 code for a protein of 520 amino acids. The record is from RefSeq and is a predicted model, not a curated record. Gene Ontology annotation, cellular component: transcription repressor complex; nucleus. The transcript is spliced from 2 exons. NCBI's taxonomy places the organism in Eukaryota, Metazoa, Chordata, Actinopteri, Syngnathiformes, Syngnathidae.
ACGAGCAUCAUGCCUCGAGGAUUCCUGGUGAAGAGGACCCGGCGAUGUUCGGCGUCGUACCGAGCGCGGAGCGGCGCUCGACUUGCCACGCGUGACGCUGACAAGAAGCACCGCGGGGAGGCUGAGGUGAGCGAGCGCGAGCCCGUCAAGGAGAGCGACGUGUGGGGCGUCCCGAGCCCCGACGUCGCGCCCCCGCCGGCGCCCCGCGAGGACGCCGUCGGCGUCGCCGAGGCGUGGAACCUUCAAGUGGAGUCCGCGCAAGAGGCGGAGGCGGACCGACGCGCGCAGUUGCCGGACUCCGACGUGGACGUCGUGACUCCCGCGGGGGACCUCUCGUGCCUCUUCCCGCCUCCGCCUCGGGUCUCGGCGGCCCACAGCUCCAGACUUGUGGGGCUCCACGGCGAGGGGGAGAAGACGGCGUUAUUUCCCGAGACCUGCCUGUCCCCGUCCCCGGAGACCGAGUUGCCGUUUUUGCCAACGUCCGUGCGGGUAGCGUCCGCCGACGCGCACUUUUCUUCUUACGGUCCCAAUCCGAAAUACCAGGCCGACGUGGGGCACUUGUUCCCGGCGCUAAUUAGCCACGAACACCGCGCGGCCGCGAGAAAACGCUCGCACCCGGAGUCGGGCAGGCACAACAGAGCCAAAGCCAAAGUGACCCGGAAGCUGACUUUCGAGGACGAGGUCACCACCUCUCCGGUUUUAGGUCUGCGCAUCAAGAAGGAGAGCCCGGAGACGGCGAGGCGGCAACACCGCGACAAGUCGUCCGGAAGUCAGCCGCUGGGGGAGUUCAUCUGCCAGCUGUGUAAGGAGGAGUACGCCGACCCCCUCUCCCUGGCCCAGCACAAGUGCUCCCGUAUCGUGCGAGUCGAGUACCGCUGCCCCGAGUGCGACAAAGUCUUCAGCUGUCCCGCCAAUCUCGCCUCGCACCGCCGCUGGCACAAGCCGCGACCGGCGGCGGCGGCGGCAACGGCGACGGCGACGACGGCGGCGGCGGCGAGUCAGCUGCGAGCGGACGGGAAGGAGAACGAGUUGCUGACCCCCGACUCCUCCUCGCCUCAUUACCCGCACGACAGCCCCCCGCCGCCGGGUCUGCUUCUGUUCCACGGCAACUCAUACGAGCCUCGACCGUUCGUCCAAGUGGAAGAAGAGGGAGCGGAGGUGUACGACUGCCGCUACUGCGGCAAGAAGUUCCGCCGACAAGCUUACCUGAAGAAGCACAUGGCGGCGCACGAAAUGGCAGCGGGGCCGCCGCCGCCCACUUCGAGCCGCCACGUCGUGUUCGUGUGUCACCUGUGCGGCGCCCGCUUCCCGUCGGCCGACAUACGGGACAAGCACCGAGUGUGGCACGCAGUGAGGGACGAGCUCCUGCAAGGCGGUGGCGGAGGAGGAGGAGGAGGCCUCGGGUUCAGGGCGGAGGGAUACGCGGUGGGCAGGGAGUGCGAGCAGCAACUGCUAACGUGCAAACACUGCCCGGCCACCUUCCUCAGUUCUCCGGGGCUGGCGAGGCACAUGAACAAGUCUCAUCCCGGAGAGAACAUGCGCGUCAUCAUGCACAUGGCCGUCACACACUGACACCAGAGCGGCUCUCACUCACCCGUCACCGGACGCAACAUUAGAUCCAGGUGAAGAACCGCACCGGCAAAGUGUCCUCUCCAAAAUAAUAAUGCUCAAAGUGGUCAGAGAGGUUCUCAUCUGGCGCGUUCAUUCGUUCGGUGAGUCAUUUGCAGUACACUGGGAGCUUUUUCUUUCAAAAUAGUGUCGUGAAACGCACGCGUGGGAUCGGCGCUGCACUCUCCGAGGUGCUGAAAGUGUAACAGAGGCAGAGAGGACUUUCACCAAGAGAUGCAUCUGGAAAAAAAAAUGUCAUAAGAAAAAUAGAAAACAAAUGUCUGAACUUCAUUCAUGUUUACAUAAUCAUGACUACCACGGUUAGGAUUUUUUUUUUGGUUUAGGUUUGCUGUCGAAUAGAUAUAUCCAUUUGUAUUGACGCAAUGUUUUGUUUCACCCUUGUAUUAUGUACUAUCCCUAUUAAACAGGGCACAUGAUUAGACAGCAGAUAUUCAGGUUAUUCCGCUUUUACUUUACUUGUGAGACUCACACAAUUAAUGCCUGUCCAAGAUGUUUUAUAGACUUUUUCACAGUAUAUACCCCAGGAUGGAAAUAAGUGAUGACACUAUUGCCGUAAUAUGCCUUUUAUAUUACGUGCAAAUUGACUUGGGCAUCAAAUAUUUUCAUACAGAAAUGAAAGAAUUAACUAAGUCCUAUAGUACAAUGUCUUUAAGGGGUAUAAAGUUCUGUUGAAAUAUCUGCUGAAAGAAUUUUGGAAGCUCAAUAUGUGAUUUAAUGCAGUGCGUCUAUUUUGAUAUGUUUCAUGUGACAUAAGUGUCAAUAAAUAUAGAUGAUGAA